Drosophila innubila is the source of this 1575-nucleotide messenger RNA. Its product is annotated as ubiquitin-conjugating enzyme E2 R2. Lineage: Eukaryota; Metazoa; Arthropoda; Insecta; Diptera; Drosophilidae. Gene Ontology annotation, biological process: ubiquitin-dependent protein catabolic process; protein polyubiquitination. Bases 131 to 1126 code for a protein of 331 amino acids. Gene Ontology annotation, molecular function: ubiquitin conjugating enzyme activity. The record is from RefSeq and is a predicted model, not a curated record. The transcript is spliced from 3 exons.
GUGGCAGCCCUUUUAUAGAGAAUAUAUGUAAAGUGAAAUUGUUGCAAGCUAAGAAAUAAUAAAAAUACAAAGCUGCCAAUAAAUAAGCCACAUAUUCAUUGCAAGAUAAUUAGCCAACAAAAGUGAACAAAUGACCACCGCUGCCUCCACAUCGCAAAAUGCGUCGUCGACGUUGAUGACCGCUGGUGGAGCCGGAGUCGGAGUCACAACAACAACAACAACAUCACUGACGACGACACCCAGCAGUUCGGCAGUGCGUGCUCUGGCCAUGGAAUACAAGUCACUGCAGGAAGAGCCAGUGGAGGGAUUUCGCGUCAAGCUGAUGAAUGACGACAAUCUAUUUGAAUGGGAGGUUGCCAUCUUCGGUCCGCCGGAUACACUAUAUCAGGGUGGAUAUUUUAAGGCUCAUAUGAAAUUCCCACACGAUUAUCCAUAUUCGCCGCCAUCCAUACGCUUCCUCACCAAGGUAUGGCAUCCGAAUGUGUAUGAGAACGGUGAUCUUUGCAUAUCCAUACUGCAUCCACCGGUGGACGAUCCGCAAAGUGGAGAGCUGCCCUGCGAGCGCUGGAAUCCCACACAGAAUGUGCGAACCAUUCUCCUAUCGGUUAUAUCGCUGCUCAAUGAGCCAAACACAUACUCUCCGGCGAAUGUGGAUGCCUCGGUGAUGUAUCGCCGAUGGCGGGACUCCCAAGGCAAGGACAACGAGUAUCCGAACAUCAUACGGAAGCAGGCACUGGCUGCCAAUGCGGAGGCGAAGCGUGAGGGCAUUGUGGUACCUAUGACGCUGGAGGAUUACUGUCUGAAGCCGACGGUCAAGCCCAGCACAGAGUCUGGGCUAGAUGCGAAUUUCUAUGAUGAUGAUUUCGAUUUGGAGACCGAAGAUUUGCCCACAGAUUCCGAUGAAGACGAUGAGGAUGAGGACGACGAUGAUGAUGAUGAUGAUGAUGAUGACGAGGAUCAGGAUCAAGGGAAGGGGAACGGGGACAGUGCUGCGUUUAGCAAAAAUAAUGUCAAUACUAAAUGCAAGAACAACAAUGGUCUUGUCUCUGCGAAAUCAGCUGCUGCAGCUGCCGCAGCGGAUGACACUGAAUCCGCUGAUGACAGCGGCAAAGGGGAAACAACAUAAUCUUCAUAAUGAACCCACUCCACAUCCGCAUCCUACACUGCUCCUGCCCAAGGCCUCUGCGUAGCAUUUAAAUCAAGUACGGAAGUGUGUGAAUCGAACAGCUUGGAGGCGUCUCCCCGAGCAAAUUAAAAGGCCAACUGCUAUGUUUUUAAUCCCCCACUCCACACCCAACACGAAUUAUUAUAUUUUUUAUACCACUAACAAUUAUUUAUGUACAACUGAGAGAACCAUUUGUCAGCCAAUUAGCGCAACAGCUAAUAAUCCUCAGCCAGCCAGUUAGACAGCCAACCGAUCGAUCCAAUCCAAUCCGAUCCGAUCGGUCAGUCAUCCAGCUCUCCUGGUUAGGCCAAAUUUUGAACCAAUCCAUAAGAGUUUCGGGAGCUUGCGAAUCCUUUUAAAAGCAACAAAACAACUGAAUAUUAAUAUAUAUAUAUAUACAAUAUACACAU